UCUUCUUGCGGCCAACGAUUAUGCAUGAGUGUAACCGCCGUGUUGCCCUCGCUCCAUCAGAAUGUCAUCGACAUUCACCUUUCAUCAUUAAUUCGAACUCAUUCACUACUCUGUCUUCCUCAGCCAUUUCUCCACGAUAUCAAAGAUAUGUCAGGCGAAGAUGCAAAAUAAGAAACCCUGCCCAAGGUACUGAUAGCUGGAGCUGGUCUUGGAGGCCUUCUGCUAGCAAUUCUUCUAGAACGCACCAAUAUCCCGUAUCAUAUCUAUGAGCGAGCGUCGGAACUGCGGGCUCUUGGCUCCGUUAUGACUAUGGGCGCGAACAUCAUCCCGGUGUUUGAACAGCUCGGUUUGCUGGAGGAAUUCGAAAAGCUAUCGCUGCCUUGCCUAGGGGUGGAUUUCUACAGAAUCGACAGGAAGAAACUUGGGAUCAUGGACCUCAAGAGCCGAAAACCCGUUACAGGAUAUGAUAGUCGGAUUUUCGCUAGGCCAAGACUGUAUGAGCUCUUCCGAAAGCAGGUUCCUGCGAACAAGAACAGCCUGAACAAAAAGGUCGAUCGUAUGGAGGAAAAAGACGGCAAGGUGUUCAUCCAUUGCUCGGACGAUACGGUAUACGAGGGCGACAUUCUCGUUGGAGCUGAUGGUGCGUACAGCGGUGUGCGACGCAGUUUGUACGAUCAGUUGGACAAGAUGGGACUUCUGCCCAAGGAAGACCCGGAGCGCAUGUCUAUCGGCUAUGUCACAAUGGUUGGGGUCGCUGGCCCUCAGAGUCCUGACAAGUAUCCUCAGUUGAAGGAUGAGUUUUCGCAUUUUUCGCAUAUGCUGAGAAAUGACAGUAGCAGCUGGGGUGUUGGUAGUAUUGCGGACAAUCAAGUCUGCUGGUUCGUCAGCAUCCAACUCUCAGAGGCCGAGGCAGAAGAGCAUCAGGUCCGAAACUCGGAAUGGGGUCCUCAUGCAAACGAUACCAUGCUGGACCUGUAUCGAGACAAGCCAUGUCCAUGGGGAAGCAAUAUGGCUGAAAUCUUUGAUGCGACGCCCAAGGAUAUGAUCUCGAAGGUCUUUCUCGAACAAAAGAUGUUCAAGACGUGGUUCCAUAGUCGAACGGUAUUUAUCGGUGAUGCAUGCCACAAGAUGCUUCCUGGUGCCGGCGUGGGCGCAGUGAAUGCAUUGCAGGAUGUAGUUGUACUUGCCAAUUGCUUGUUCAGCAUGCCUGACAAACCCCCGGACAGCAUUAACUCCGCUUUUAAAAGCUACUGCCAGCAACGAUUCCAUCGCGCUGCUAUGGAAAUCGAGCGCAGUAAUGCAAUGUCCAAGAUUACAGCAGGCCAGGUAAAACAUCAGGCAAACCCAUAAACAAACAUAUGAGAACCGGUUGCGGGGAGGACAUACAGAUUCGAAGCCCAAGGAAUCCUGACAGUAAUGUCUCUUUAUCGUUUUGUAGACAUGGACAGAGCGACUCCUGCGACAUGUCAUUUUUAACUAUGUCCCGGACUGGGUGCAACAGUGGAGCAAUGCCAAGACUCUGGGGUAUCGGCCUCAGAUGGCAUGGCUCCCCUUGGUCGAGAACCGAGGCAGCUCCCCUGUACUGCCACAAGAGGGUCCAAGAAAGGUCGUGGGAGAACAGACGCUGGUGUUGUGAAACGUGCGCGUCGCGAAUAAACCUUACUUUCGCCACCAACUUUAUCAAACAUCCAAUGUUGUUAUUUCAAGCCACAAAAAAAAAAAAAAA
This is a messenger RNA of Gamsiella multidivaricata, 1726 nucleotides long. RefSeq lists its product as uncharacterized. NCBI's taxonomy places the organism in Eukaryota, Fungi, Mortierellomycota, Mortierellomycetes, Mortierellales, Mortierellaceae. Bases 304 to 1350 code for a protein of 348 amino acids. The transcript is spliced from 7 exons. The record is from RefSeq and is a predicted model, not a curated record. Gene Ontology annotation, molecular function: FAD binding.